AUGAACAAAUCAACGGUAAAGCAUCAAAUUGAAUUAACUUUGAAGCAUCUGGAACCCCAUCUCGCAUUAGCAAACGUGCAUAUGGUUGAUUAUUUCACUAAAAAUGCCUUUGCCACACAUAUUCCCCACCAAAUACGAGAUGAAUCUUCAAAUCACGGCUAUCAAGAUACUAUCAGAGCCAUUUACGCUCAGCAAACUGAACAUCUACCGGCAUUAAAUAUGUAUAUUCAGAAGAGUAGAGAACUGACCCUGAAAAACACCACAGUUUGCAUGUCUUUGGCGCAAUUCAGGAACAAAUUAAACGAGCUGGGUGGCCAGGAAGCUUCGUCGUUGAAACUCGAUAUUUUUAUGAAGUCGAAAAAAUCUCAUGAAGUGGAAAUAUUGAGUGGUGCAGUGGCUGCUAUAAGGGAUCUAUCGCGUACCUCACAUUUAAUCGAUAUAGGAGAUGGAAAAGGUUAUCUAAGUUCAAUGCUGGCUUUGCAUUACCAAAUUCCCGUUCUAGGAGUAGACGCUUCAGAAAUAAACACAAAUGGGGCCGUCGAUAGAGCCAAUAAAUUAUCAAAAGUUUGGAAUGGCGUCGUGACAAACAUCAAAACAAGAGAAACUAGCAUAAAUUGCUAUAAACAAAUCACAAAAUUUGUGGAUGAAAAGGUGGAUUUUCCGGAACUGAUUUCAAACAUAUUUUUGCAAAAAUCGGACAAAAUUGGAUUAGUCGGGCUGCACACAUGUGGCAAUCUAACACCGACUUGCUUGAAAAUCUACAAUGAAUGCGAUUCAAUUCGAACAAUUUGCAACGUUGGCUGUUGCUAUCACCAUUUAACAGAAGAAUUCCCUAAAGCUCCGAGUAAUAAAAUCGGGUUUCCACUCAGUGCCUUUUUAAAAAACAAAGAAUGCGCUAUUGGAAGAGGGGCACGGAUGGUGGCAGCUCAAUCCAUUGAAAGAAUUUUAGAUAGCAAAGACCAACCCAACAGGUCAAUAUUUUAUAGAGCAUUGUUUGAAAUUAUCAAGAAUCAGCAUUCGCAGGCGGAAUGUUUAAAGGAAAAACAAGUAGGCAGGUUUAGAAAGCCCAUUCCGCUGUUUCUGGAUUAUGUACAAAAAGCCUCCAAAAGACUAGAAAUGCCCCUAGAAGUGUCUGAAACCUACAUUAAUGCACUUCUUGCUGAGUUCGAACAUAGAAGUGAUGAGAUCGAUUUGUUUUACUUAAUCAGAGCCAUGUUGGCGCCAGUUGUGGAAAGUUUAAUCAUACUCGAUCGAGUUUUGUUUCUACUGGAAAAUGAACAUUAUAAUUCCUUUAUUGUGCAAUUCUUUGAUCCGGUAUUGUCUCCUAGGUGUUAUGGAAUUGUUUCAAUAAAAACGUAAUUGUUA
Messenger RNA from Dendroctonus ponderosae (mountain pine beetle), 1365 nucleotides. Its product is annotated as probable methyltransferase-like protein 25. The transcript has a single exon. The record is from RefSeq and is a predicted model, not a curated record. Lineage: Eukaryota; Metazoa; Arthropoda; Insecta; Coleoptera; Curculionidae. Bases 1 to 1359 code for a protein of 452 amino acids.